AUAUUUUCCUUUAUUUUGAUAACAAUCAUCAAAAAAUUCGUUCCCUGAAGUUAACAUAUAACAAUGUUAUUUAAAUGCUGAGAAUUGCAUUUGUGAGCAUAAUUUUUGUUGCUACGCUCAAAAUGUUAAGCACUAUAGACGAAUUCUGUUAAUUUCUGUGCCGGUGGUGAAAUACGCUUUCAUGACUCGACUUCGUUUUUGACAGUUUCCACGAUGGUCCGCAAUUGAACCUUCUCUAUGUUAUAAGUUCUCUGUAAUAAAGCUGCAAAUGUCAAACAUAGAAAAAUGUAAAAUUAGUGCAGACGUACAUUAAUUUUUUUUAUAAAAAUUCGUUGCAUUUUAGUGGUUUGCUAAUUAAUUUAUUUGAGUAAUUAAAAAGAUAAGAACACAUUGUAAACUAUACAGAAAAAAUGUCGCUGUUUCGGAAACCAAAGAAAAUACAGAGACGUGUGUUUUCGAGUACAUUAGAUGACGAAGAAGAAAAUGCGGCGGAUACUAUGGAAAUGGAUGUUGAUGCGGAGCAGACCGCUCAAACUAACAAGAAAAACCCCAGCAUUAAGAAAUCUAGCAUUAAGACAGAGAAAAACGAAGAACACAAACCCAAGUCUCUACUAAGUUUUGCAGACGAAGAGGAGGAAUCAGAGGUGUUUCAGGUGCGAAAAUCAUCAAACAGUAAAAAGAUUAUGCGGAUGUUAGAUAGAGAACGACGCCGAAAACGAAAGGAGGAACGUCAAAAUACACAAGAGUCGUUAAUGGGUGUUGGUAGUGGUGGAGCAGGUAUUGGAACAAGUGAUGGUUCUUCGCUUGAACGACAACGUGAACGACAAUCGCAAAUACGUUUUGAGAAUGGCAGAUCUUCUAACGGCAGCAGCAAUAAUAACUCUCAUAAUUUAGGUUCAACAACUUCAUCUAGUAAUAAAUAUAAGGGUACAACCUCACUAGCAUCUGGUGGAAAAGCCGUAGGCACUGCCGCAGCAUCUGCUGCUGUGCAGUGUAAAAGUAAAAAAUCUGAUUGUAUCCAAACAGAAAUACGCACAGACGACUUUGUGCUUGUUGUUAAAAAAUCCGAGCCCGAUCUUAUACUCAAUGGCCGCGCAGCAAUAUGCGCUGGCCGCAACGACAUGUCGGAUGAGGACGAACAAGAGGGUGAUGAAGACGACGAUCGUGAUGAAAAACAUCGCUUUUCUAAACCGGAACACUUGAAACAAAUGCUGGAGAGUGGUUCUAUACCCGAUGCUGCGAUGAUACAUGCAGUGAGAAAACGUCGCCAAAAAGCCAGAGAGCAAGGCGAUUUCAUACCUGUCGAGGAGCCGAAAGAACCCGCGAAGAAAGGAAGUCGUUUGGCACAUGAGGAUGUAGAAGGUGAUAACUCGGAUGAUGAGGAGCGCUUGGACAUGACCGUCGCAACAGCCAAAAAGGAACGUGAGGAGCGACGUGAACAAUUUUACGCUGUGGAAAACAACGAUUAUACUGAUGAAGACUCCGAUCGUGAGAUGCAUGAAUGGGAGAAUCAGCAAAUACGUAAAGGUGUAACGGGCGCACAACUGGUGAGCGCCCAGCAUGAUGCGGUACUAUCGAGGUUUAUGAUAAAACCUGCCGCCACAAAUGCUUUAGAAUAUGUGCAGGAACAACAAUCGACGUCAACUCUGUUGGAGCAAGCAUACGCGAAGAGUGCCUUGCAGAAGCCACAACAAAUACUAAGUGGCUCCACAAAAACGAAAAAAGAGAAAGCCAAAACGGCAUCCAUGCGUACGCCUAAGGAAAUACAAGAUGCUAUACAAACGCGUUUGACAAAAUUGCGUGAAGUUAAUGAAAAGCAUAGAAGCGAUAUCGAGCGUAUAGUCAGCAAUUUGAAGGCUUUGAAAAUUGAAGAAUUAGAUUGUACACAGAAAGCGCCUGCCGCAGCGGCAAAAUAUCGUUUUUAUCAGGAGAUGAAAUGCUACGCUGCCGAUUUGGUAGAUUGCUUGGCGGAGAAGACCCCAGUUAUCAAUGAUUUGGAAAAGCGCACUCUACAAGUAUGGUCAAAGCAUCAACAUUUUCUUAUCGAACGUCGUCGUCAAGAUGUUCGCGACCAAGCGAAGGAAAUGGCUGAAGCUUCAAAGCCUGCCGGUGCACGGCGUGGUGCCGACUCAGAAGAGCAAAUCAGACGAGCUGCAGAGCGAGAGGGUAGACGCACUCGCCGGCGAUGCGAGCGUGAAAAAAACGAUAUGCUUAUAACUCAUUUAGAUGGGAUGUCCAGUGACGAUGAAACGUCCGAUCGUUACCAAGAACAAAUAAAAAAUAAUUUUGAUCAAAUACAGCGCGAGUCAGAAGCAAUAUUCAGUGAUGUAAAUGAUGACUUUUAUAAAGUCGAACUAAUUUUGACGAAAUUUCAUGCUUGGCGCAAAACCGAUAUGGACUCUUACAAGGACGCGUUUGUUAGCCUGUGUUUGCCAAAGGUGCUCGGACCACUUGUUCGAUUGGAAAUGUUGAACUGGUCACCGUUGCUAGAAGAGUACAAAGAUAUUGAAAAGAUGAAUUGGUAUUCCGCUUGUAUGCUUUAUGCUUGGAGUGAGCAUGAAACCGAAGAAACAUUAAGACUUGAUCCCGACGUGAAUUUGGUGCCAACCAUAAUUGAAAAAAUACUUUUACCUAAAGUUGCAGACAUUGUCAAUCAAUGCUGGGAUCCCUUAUCAACUACACAAACAUUACGUUUAAUUGGUUUUAUAAACCGGUUGGGGCGUGAUUUUCCACUCAAAGACACAUCAAAGCAAUUGCAACAAUUAUUUGAAAAGAUUUUGGAAAAAAUGAAGUUGUCACUAGAAAACGAUGUCUUCAUACCGAUAUUUCCUAAGCAAGUGCAAGAGGCGAAGACUUCAUUCUUUCAACGUCAGUUUUGCAGUGGCCUAAAAUUGUUUCGAAAUUUCCUCAGUUGGCAGGGUAUUUUAGCAGACAGACCAUUGCGGGAAAUGGCAAUUGGUUUAUUGCUAAAUCGUUAUCUGCUACUCGCUAUGAGAGUCUGCACAGCUAACGAUGCAAUAUCUAAAGCUUAUAUUAUAGUCAAUACAUUACCAACCGUGUGGUUACAACCGGAAUCGGAAACAUUACAGAACUUGCAGCUACUAAUAACUUAUAUUAAACAGACUUUAGACACUAUCGACGCCAAUAAUCCUCUCUAUAUGCAAGCAUGCGACAAAGCUAAACAAAUUUUGCAAAGACUUCACAGUUAUUAGUUCGCACAUGAGGGCGAAUGAGAAUGUACUAAUGGAAAAAAGAACAGCAUUAUCACAAUUGCCGAAUGUUUAUUGAAAAUCGGCACUGUUGCCUAACUUCCAACACGCUUUGUACAUACAUACUUGUAGUUGGCAUAGCUAUACAAUCAUAUAUUUAUUAUGUCUAUUUAAAUAGUUGUAAACACUUUUUCAAACUACGUAGAGUUUCAAAUAAAAAAAAUUCGAUAUGAAGCA
This is a messenger RNA of Ceratitis capitata (Mediterranean fruit fly), 3446 nucleotides long. RefSeq names its product PAX3- and PAX7-binding protein 1. The transcript has 14 exons. Gene Ontology annotation, molecular function: DNA binding. Gene Ontology annotation, cellular component: nucleus; U2-type post-mRNA release spliceosomal complex. The coding region runs from base 411 to 3212 and encodes 933 amino acids. The record is from RefSeq and is a predicted model, not a curated record. Gene Ontology annotation, biological process: mRNA splicing, via spliceosome; spliceosomal complex disassembly. Lineage: Eukaryota; Metazoa; Arthropoda; Insecta; Diptera; Tephritidae.